Messenger RNA from Setaria italica (foxtail millet), 2301 nucleotides. Its product is annotated as serine/threonine-protein phosphatase PP1 isozyme 1. The transcript has a single exon. The record is from RefSeq and is a predicted model, not a curated record. Gene Ontology annotation, cellular component: nucleus; cytoplasm. Bases 771 to 1802 code for a protein of 343 amino acids. Gene Ontology annotation, molecular function: protein serine/threonine phosphatase activity. Lineage: Eukaryota; Viridiplantae; Streptophyta; Magnoliopsida; Poales; Poaceae.
CCAUGGCUUCAUGGGUUCUUCCAAAUCGGGAGGGUUCUCAAGUUAAGCUAAAACGAGAGCCCUCAUGUUUUAGCUUUUGCGUAAUAAUAAAGCCAACAACGGGUUGUGUGUUAUUGCCAAUAUCAUAUACGGUCAACUAAUAGCACAUUCAUAUAGACACAGUUUGGAGGUGCCGGUUCUAUAGCAUGCAAUGCAAGUGGGUGUCCUAGGAAGCUAAUUCCAUUUUCCUGCUGCUAGCUAGGUCGCAUCGAAUCUGUGCUAGCUGUGAUGGGUGGCGGCGGACGGUGAGGGUCGACCGGCCGGCCGGAGCAAAAGGAAAAGGCGGCCGGUGAUGGACGGAUGGAGUGGUACGGUGGUGGCCUAUUCCUCCUGGGUCAGCUCGAUCGCUUUAGUAAAGAUAAAGCUAGAGCCCUACUCUCUAUAGCUGACUGACAACACAUCGCAGCAGUAGCGUCAACUCCUCCCUGAUGCAAUCUCCAUCGUGCUUCAUACGUACUAUACUUGGAAUGCAUAUAUUCUCUUCCGAUGGAACAAUUAAUCGCAUGCUUGCUUUCGGUUGCUCACCGAUCCAUCUGUCGCUCUCAUGCAUCUUUAAUUUCUCUAGCUCCAUCCAUCGAUAACUUUAGUUAUUCUCCAGUCUAUUCCAUUCUCUUCUAUUCAUAGCACGCGCGCAGAAGGCCCAGCCUUCGUCCCGGCAAUACGCGUCGCCAAUACUACAUCGGAACGAACCAGGAUCGGAUCGAUCGAGAGCAGUAACCAGCAAAGGUCUGAUGGAGAUGAGCCGCGCGGCUCUGGACGACGUGAUCCGGCGGCUCCUGGACGCGCGGCGGUGGCGCCCGGCGGGGAAGCAGCAGCAGCAGCUGCUGGCGGAGGGGGAGAUCCGGCAGCUCUGCGCCGGCGCCAAGGCCGUGUUCCUGCGGCAGCCAAACCUCCUGGAGCUGGACGCGCCCAUCAACGUCUGCGGCGACGUGCACGGCCAGUUCCGCGACCUCGUCCGGAUCCUGCAGGAGCUUGGCGGCCUCCCGCCGCGGAGCAAGUACCUGUUCCUGGGCGACUACGUGGACCGCGGCGACCAAAGCCUGGAGACCAUCUGCCUGCUGCUGGCCUACAAGGUCCGGUACCCGGAGCAUGUGUUCCUCCUCCGCGGCAACCACGAGUGCGCCUCCAUCAACCGCAUCUACGGCUUCUACGACGAGUGCAAGCGCCGCUACACCGUCCGCCUCUGGCGCACCUUCACCGACUGCUUCAACUGCCUCCCCGCCGCCGCGCUCGUCGACGACCGCAUCCUCUGCGUCCACGGCGGCAUCUCGCCGCACCUCCGCAGCCUCGACCAGAUCCGGGACCUGCCCAGGCCCUGCGACGUCCCAGACGAGGGCCUGCUCUGCGACCUGCUCUGGUCGGACCCGGCCGCCGGCGUCCGGGGCUGGGCGCCCAACGACGACAGGGGCGUCUCAUGCACCUUCGGCGCCGACGUGCUCAAGGCCUUCCUCCGCACCCACGACCUAGACCUCCUCUGCAGGGCGCACCAGGUGGUCGAGGACGGAUACGAGUUCUUCGCAGACCGCCAACUCGUCACCGUCUUCUCCGCGCCAAACUACUGCGGCGAAUUCGACAACGCCGGCGCCAUCAUGUCCAUCGACGCGGACCUCGUAUGCUCCUUCCACAUCAUCAAGCCGGCGGCGGGCGACACAACCACCAACAGGGGCAUCGCCGCCGCCUGGGGCCGCAGCAGCGCCGCCUCAGCGUCGUCGUCCUCGUCUUCCGGCAGAAGCACAAAAAAGGGGUUGAUGCGCUACUGGUAGUUAGCUUUGCCACCUAGGCCACAGAUACCCAGAUCCAUCCAGUGGCCCGCCACAUCGCCUGGGCCACAGCCCACUCUAACAAAAGUUUCUUUUAAUUUGGUCACGGACUUUUCCACAGCAUAGAGACAUCAGACAUGGGCCUCCGAAUUGCUCAAGGCAAAUAGCCAAUAGAUCAUAUCUCAGCCUCCCACCUCUGUCUAUAUGCCAGUAUAACAUAUCUGAUCAUCAUUAUAUUAUAAUAAAAAAGAGACCUAUUCGCAAAAAAUAAAGAGACCAUUCAUGGCUAUUAUUAAACCGCUACCUGUUCUUUGCGAAAUUCUCUAAGUUAUCUACGGAUGUGGUCUACAAAGUACAACAUGCUCCUGUUAUGGUGUCCUGAUCCUCCUAAAACAAGACCCAAAACUGAAUCCACUGCAUGACCCUGAAAAGAAUUCGCAAACAAGAUUGUGUGUAUGCUUAUAAAAAUAAUAUCAUUUUGCUAAGCCAAAAUGAAAUUGCC